Meyerozyma guilliermondii ATCC 6260 is the source of this 603-nucleotide messenger RNA. RefSeq lists its product as uncharacterized. The transcript has a single exon. NCBI's taxonomy places the organism in Eukaryota, Fungi, Ascomycota, Pichiomycetes, Serinales, Debaryomycetaceae. The coding region runs from base 1 to 603 and encodes 200 amino acids. The record is from RefSeq and is a predicted model, not a curated record.
AUGCAUCCACGACUGGCAAUGGAGCUGCUGGCUCAGAAGAAGACAAAUCUGGUGGAGGAGGUGGAGGAGGAGGGCCACCAGACAGCUGUUCUGCAGGAGGUAAUGGAGGUGGAGGAGGAACGCCAGACUGAACUGGAGGUGGAGGUGGAAUGGCAGAUUGAACUGGAGGAGCUUGAGGAGCUUGUGGUGCUCGUGGUGGAGGGGGAGGUUGUGAGGCUGGCAGAUGAGCUGGAGGUGGAGGAUAGUUGUUCGCUGGUGGUGGGGGAACAGAAGUGGGUUGAUAGGUUUGGUGUUGAUUUAGCUGGUAGGUUUGUGGUGAACUGGGGCCAGUACCCGUAUGCUGUGGUGUUGCUCCUCGUGCUCGUGGGGGCGGAGGUGGGGGACCGGAUCUGUUUGUUCUUGGAGGAGGAGGUGGAGGAGGACCUCCAGUCAGUUGUGGGGCCCGAUAACCUGGAGCUCUUGGAGGAGGCGGAGGCACGUUUCCGCGAGAAGGAGGAGGAGCAGGAGGAGUGGCCUGGGAACGCAACGGCGGCGGUGGAGGAACGUUCGCCGCGGUUGACAAGGAGAUGGCGGAGCAUAUGUGUGUUUACGCCGUUUUGGUAA